AUGCCCUACGCAUACGGAUACGACGUCGGUUCGCUGGACGCCCAGAACCGCCCCGUCAAUUUCGGCCACGUGGAAAACAGCGCGGCCGACGGAACCACCUCCGGCCGCUACUACGUCAGGCUCCCAGACACGCGGCUCAUGAUCGUCGACUACGUCAGCGACAGCAGAGGCUUCCACCCCACUUACACUUUCCAGGGCCAGGCGGUACAGCCGCAGCCCGCCCGCACCCCAGCCGGCGGCCAGAGUGUCGCCUCUGCGCCUAACAGAUUGUACAUCGCACCGGCUCGGGGUGGCUCUGCUGCCACUCAGCCUGCCUCUCCUGCACCAGCUCCUGCUCGACGCCAGCCUUCCCUUGCACCUACUCGGCCUGCUCCAGCAGUGACAGCACAGGCAACUCAACCUUCACCUGCUUCCCUUAGGUUUCCAUCUGCCUCUCCUGCCUCUGCCAUUCCAACACAGGCUCCUCAGCCUUCUUCAGUGCCUGUUCAAACUCCCACAAAUGUUCAGGCUCCUCGAACUUCCCCUGUUCCUGCUCGAUCCCAGGCUCCCCUUCCUGCUCCGGCACAGAGCCCUUCGGCCGCAGUUCCUUCACCUGUCCCGCAAGCCAGUCCUGCCCUCGCUCCUGUGGGACGUCAGCCUGCUCCUCCUGCUCCUCCUGCUCCUCCUGCUCCACAGAUCGCUUCUGCUCUCCCUGCCCAAGUCUUCUUUGUCCCCGCUGUAAGCCAGCCCGGCUUGCCUGCCCCUGUGCCCGCCCCACAGCCCUCCCCCGCUCCGGUUAGAAGCCAGUCGGCUCUCCCUUCCCCUGCGCCGGCCCCCCAGCCUCCCACGGUCCUUGCCAGGACUCAACCUGCCUCCCCGGCCCCUCUACAGCUUGCUCCUGCAGCAGCGCUCCAAUCUGCCUCUGCUAGAAGCCAGCCUGCUCUCCCUGCUCCUGCUAGAACACCCCCCCAGCCGUCUCCUGCUCCAUCAGCUCGUGCGUCCGCUCCUCCAGCCGCCGCGCCCCUGCCCGCAGGGGCCCCGCCGGCCCCUCCCGCGUCCGGCCCCCUCCUUCAAACUGCCCCCCCACCUUCGCCUGCGUCGCCAGUACCCCAGGUUUUCUUCCUGCUACAGAAUCCUCAGUCUCUCCUCGCAGCCACGCCCUUCCAAGCGGUUUCCCCGUCCUUAGCAGGUCCUCAACCUACCUCUGCUCCUGCUGGAAGCCAGGUUACCUCUCCUGCUGCCGUUGGUAGUCCAGUGCAGCAGGCUUCCGCAGUUCCUCGUCAGGCGCCGCAGACGCAAGCUGCUAACCCAGUGUUCCUUAUUGCACAGGUUCCUCAGCCUUCCCCUGUUUCUGCCGGAGCUUAA
This is a messenger RNA of Penaeus monodon (black tiger shrimp), 1344 nucleotides long. Its product is annotated as vegetative cell wall protein gp1-like. The transcript is spliced from 2 exons. Lineage: Eukaryota; Metazoa; Arthropoda; Malacostraca; Decapoda; Penaeidae. The record is from RefSeq and is a predicted model, not a curated record. Bases 1 to 1344 code for a protein of 447 amino acids.